This is a messenger RNA of Lichtheimia ornata, 1038 nucleotides long. RefSeq lists its product as uncharacterized. Gene Ontology annotation, biological process: rRNA methylation. The coding region runs from base 1 to 1038 and encodes 345 amino acids. The record is from RefSeq and is a predicted model, not a curated record. The transcript has a single exon. NCBI's taxonomy places the organism in Eukaryota, Fungi, Mucoromycota, Mucoromycetes, Mucorales, Lichtheimiaceae. Gene Ontology annotation, molecular function: methyltransferase activity. Gene Ontology annotation, cellular component: mitochondrial large ribosomal subunit.
AUGCCACCAUCCCAGGGACGCAAACCAGCCAAAGGAUUAUCCAAGAACAAACAAAAGGCUAUUGCACGAGAACAAGAACGAAGACAAGCUGUAUUCAAUGCCUUUAGUCAAUAUUAUGAACAAGAAUAUGGUCCGGAACGAUGGUCUACACUAAUGGAAGCCAUGCAUCAACCUUCACGCCAUUGCAUUAUGCUCAACAAGUACUGCACUUCACCACCCGAUCCAGAAAAGUUGACACCAUUGAACUUGGCACGACUUGGCUUUUGCAGCAUUCCCUGUUUUGCAUCCAUGGACGCUGAGCGAUUUCCUCAUCCUUCCAAAGACGAUCAUGGCAUGACCGACUACUACAUUCUCGAUGCUGGAUCAGUAUUAGCGACUGAGGCCUUGGAUAUUGAACCCCAUGACCAUGUCCUUGACUUGUGUGCUGCCCCAGGUGGCAAAUCAGUAUCCGUUCUUCAACGACUAGGACGUGGUGGUCACCUUACCGUCAACGAGUUAUCAGCAGAUCGACGACGACGACUACGACAAGUGUUGGAUGGCUAUGUACCCAAGGAUGUAUUGGAGGAUUUGGUGACAGUGGUUGGCAAGGAUGGCACCAAGUAUUAUCAAGAGCCUGAGCAAUACGACAAGGUGUUAUUGGAUGCUCCUUGUUCCUCUGAACGUCAUUUACUACACGAUGAAAAGGAAUUUGAGCAGUGGUCACCCAAACGCACGGUCCAUAAUGCCACACGACAACUCGCCUUGCUUAAAGCUGCUGUUCAUUCGGUGCGUGUAGGUGGUACGGUUGUCUAUGGAACAUGCUCCAUCAGCUCUACAGAGAACGACAAGGUGAUUAGCAAGUUCAUGCGAAAAGGAAAGAUCCCUGUGGAGGUGGUCAAACGCACAUGGCCCAUUGGUGAACGCACAAAGUAUGGUUGGAUUGUUCUUCCUGACAAAACGGAUGGUUGGGGCCCUCUUUAUUUUGCCAUUCUCAAAAGAACGGGUGUCUCCAAGAAUGACCAUGAGGAUAGCGACGAGGAUGAACAAGAUAUUGCAUAA